Penicillium chermesinum is the source of this 1359-nucleotide messenger RNA. RefSeq names its product TLC domain-containing protein. Gene Ontology annotation, biological process: ceramide biosynthetic process. Bases 1 to 1359 code for a protein of 452 amino acids. The transcript is spliced from 3 exons. Lineage: Eukaryota; Fungi; Ascomycota; Eurotiomycetes; Eurotiales; Aspergillaceae. Gene Ontology annotation, molecular function: sphingosine N-acyltransferase activity. The record is from RefSeq and is a predicted model, not a curated record. Gene Ontology annotation, cellular component: membrane.
AUGGUUCGCCCUCGCGGUAGGUCGAACCUGGGCGUAGACAUCCGCGGCGACACUAGCGCCCCCGCGAUGUCCACCAUGAACGACGCGAAUGCGUUCCUCGUCAUGCUCCACGGUCUUCGGUCGCAUGCUAAUACGACUCUCGCGCAGCAAUUGGACUCCGCAGUCUCCGAGAAGUCGAGCAAACCGCAUGCCAAAAAACGCCGUGCUCGCUCCCUCCUCCAUCGGUUCGCGGAUACAUGCCUCAAGUACACCUGGCUCUUGCCGCUGCUUAUCACGGUGUUCCUGCUGUCACUCUAUGCAAUUAACCCCACCACGUCGAAUCCCAUGCACAGCGCUAUCUUCCUGUCCUAUCCUCAGCCGCCCAAGUACCCCGGCGGUCCUGUCAUGUACGGAAAGGGCAAAAAGGACAUUGCUUUUGUGGCCUUCUACACCGUCGUCCUCUCCUUUACGCGCGAGUUUAUCAUGCAGCAGAUGAUCCGUCCUCUGGCUGCGUAUGCCGGAAUUAAAGGUAAGGGCAAAACGGCGCGCUUCAUGGAGCAGGUGUACACGGCCCUGUACUUUGGAGUGUUCGGCCCGUUUGGUCUGUACGUUAUGAAGCGAUCGGAUAUCUGGUACUUCAACACAACGGCCAUGUUUGAGGGCUUUCCUCAUCGCGAGCAUGAGGCUCUUUUCAAGGCAUAUUACCUCCUCGAGGCGAGUUACUGGGCACAGCAGGCCAUUGUGCUGCUGCUGCAACUGGAGAAACCGCGGAAGGACUUUAAGGAAUUGGUCGGCCACCACAUCAUCACUCUUGCAUUGAUUGGCCUGAGCUAUCGUUUCCAUUUCACGUAUAUGGGUCUCGCUGUGUACAUCACGCACGACGUUUCAGACUUUUUCUUGGCUACCUCGAAGACGCUCAACUACCUCGACCACUGGAUCACCGUUCCCUACUUCGGCAUGUUUGUAGGCAUGUGGAUCUACCUUCGCCAUGUUCUCAACCUGAAGAUCCUCUGGGCUGUCUUGACGGAAUUCCGUACCGUAGGCCCCUUUGAGCUCAACUGGGAAACUCAGCAAUACAAGUGCUGGAUCAGUCAAUACAUUACCUUCGCUCUCCUCGCUAGUCUGCAGGCCGUCAACCUCUUCUGGCUAUUCCUCAUCCUGCGCAUCCUCGCCAACUACAUCUUCAACAGUGUCAAAAAGGACGAGCGCAGCGACGACGAGUCCGAAGAGGAGGAGGUAGAAAAUGCGGCCGAGUCUAAGGCCGCCCUGGUCACGGGGGUGGAAUCUUCCGAGCAGGAAAACCAAGUCCCUCCCGUACUCGUCAAUGGAGAGCCUGCACCCGAGCUGCAUAACCUGCGUUCUCGCUCGGGGAAAGCAUGA